Penaeus monodon (black tiger shrimp) is the source of this 3462-nucleotide messenger RNA. RefSeq names its product kinesin-like protein KIF28P. Gene Ontology annotation, biological process: cytoskeleton-dependent intracellular transport; microtubule-based movement. NCBI's taxonomy places the organism in Eukaryota, Metazoa, Arthropoda, Malacostraca, Decapoda, Penaeidae. Gene Ontology annotation, cellular component: microtubule; kinesin complex. The record is from RefSeq and is a predicted model, not a curated record. The transcript has 20 exons. Gene Ontology annotation, molecular function: microtubule binding; ATP hydrolysis activity; ATP binding.
ACACGCGAGAAUGGACGCAAAGCCAAGAACAUAAUCCAGAUGAACGGAAAGGUGACGAAGCUCCUCAACCCCGACGAUGAAGCUGAUGUCAAGGCUUUCACCUACGACUACUCCUACUGGAGUUUCGACGGGAGCAAGGAGAUGGCCGACGGGUACUUCGCCAAGGAGAGCGACGGCUCCAAGUACUGCGAUCAGAAAAUGGUGUUCGAUGACCUCGGUGGGGGGAUACUCAAGAAUGCGUGGGACGGCUACAACUCGACCCUCUUUGCCUAUGGUCAGACAGGCUCGGGGAAAUCUUGGUCUGUCAUCGGCUACGGGGCCAACAAAGGCGUCGUCCCCAUGUUCUGCGAGAAAUUGUUUAGCGGCAUCAGCGAGCAGAAGGGAACCAAGGAAUUUGAGGUUCGGUUCAGCAUGCUGGAGAUCUACAAUGAGGUUGUGCGGGACCUCCUCAACCCCAGCAAGAAGAAGCAAGGGCUCAAGGUCAGGCAGCACCCGAAGAAGGGGUUCUAUGCCGAAGGCCUGAAGAUGGCGAUGGUGUCCAACUACCAGGAGAUUGAACAGAAAAUGAACGAGGGCACUGUAAACCGCACCAUCGCCUCCACCAACAUGAACGCCACGUCCUCCCGCGCCCACACCAUCGUCGGCAUCGAGUUCAUCCAGAAAUUAAUCUCCCCUUUUUUCCCCUUUAGCGAGCGCGUCGAGAGCACAGGCGCCACGGGAGAGAGACUGAAGGAAGGAGCUGGUAUCAACUUGUCUCUAACAUGUUUGGGCAACUGCAUCCACGCCCUGGCAGAAAAGUCGUCGGGAAAACCGGCUCGCGUUCCAUACAGAGACUCCAUGCUGACGAAGCUGCUAAUGAACGCCCUGGGAGGCAACAGCAAAACGAUCAUGAUAGCUGCUAUCUCGCCAGCUGAUAUCAACUACGAGGAAACACUGUCGACGCUCAGAUACGCCGACCGAGCGAAGCAGAUUAAGACGAAGGCGACGGUGAACGAAGACCCGACGGAGAAGUUGCUGCGAGAACUGAAGGAGGAAAAUGAGAAGCUGAAGAAGAUGAUGUCGGGAGGAAAGAUCGAUAUGGCCCUUAUUGACGAAGAGAAACUAAAACAGUCCAAGAUGGAGCAUGUGGACCCAUCCAUCGCCAAGAAAGAAGAGGAGAAGCAGAAGAAGCCGCACAUCUACAACCUGAACGUCGACCCUCUGCUCACGGGCCGAGUCGUCCAUAUCCUGCGGCCGGGAGCGAACACCGUCGGCAACAGGAAGGGAGAAGAAUCGAACGUCACGAUCAUUGGUCCCAGCAUCCAGGAACAGCACGCAGUCAUGACGGUGAACAAGGAAGGCAAAGUGAGCAUCAAACCGCAAAACACAGAGUGCCGAGUUGUGGUCAAUGGCUCCCCCAUCCAAGGCGAAACGACCCUGUGCCACAAUGACAGACUAGUCUUUGGAGGCACACAGUUCUGGCUGUUCCAGAACCCCGCUGACAGAGACAAGAGCAAGAUGAAGUACCCUGAAAUAACUUUCGAGUAUGCCCAGGAAGAGAUCGCGUCCAAGAGUGGCAUUGAUAUGGCCAGUAGCAAUGCAGACAUGUCGAAGGUGCAACAGGACCUCAUGGAGGUGAUGCUAGCAGUGGAAGAAGCCAAUUCCAUCUCUGAGGAAUUGGACAGGAUGGUCAAGUUUGAGAUUAUGCUCGUAUCCCCUCAGGUCCUCGGCCAGCAGGGAGGCAAAACCGAAAUUCAAGUGAAGAUGAAGAACUUGCAAAAUGGCACCGAGUUUGUGUGGCCGAAAGAGAAGUUCUUGAACCGUCUUUAUCUGAUGAAGGAAAUGUACACUAAUUAUGAAGAUGAUGACGAAUGGGAAAAACCUGAGGAAGAGGACCCCUUCCAGGAGUCUUUGGACACAGAGAUUCGCAUAGGAACUGCCCAAGUGAUCCUCCAGCCUCUUGCCCACAACAUCGAGCUCAACGAACAACUCGAAAUCACGAACUACAAAGGAUCUGAAAUCGGAAUCAUGAAUGUGGAGAUCGUGCCGUGCGACGCGACAGGGAAAGAUUACGUCGAGGAAGAUGACAAGUUCGUGGACAUCGCCGACGACCUGAUUGGCACUGACGUCUUCUUCAACGUCAGGAUCCUCAACUGCCGCGGACUGCCCAACCGAUACGCUGAUGUUUACUGCACAUACUCCGUUUACCUGGACGAGGAACCGACCAAAACCAAGAAGAUUUCGGACACAUCGAACCCGGACUUCAACCACGCCAAAAAGUAUUCAUUCACGCCCGCCACGAGACAGCUGGUGGAGUACCUGAACAACGGCAGCCUUGUGAUUAGCGUCAUGGGCAAGCAGCGGGUCCGCAAGUCGGCGAUGCCCCGGAACAGCGGCCUCACCACGAAGGACAUGCUGCGCUCAGAUCGGGCCGUCUUCGCCAAGUGAGUGCGGUUCGAGGGGAUGAACGGUCGAGUGGUCGAUCCCCAGAAACAGUCGAUCAUCGUCGAACUGCUGCUCAUGAAGAAGACGCAGGCUAGACUACAGCAGAAAGUGGACUCCAUAAGGAAGCUGGUAAAGGAAGCCGAGAACAUAUCGAAGGUCAGGGUAUCCACAUCCCUCCUGAAGGAAGUUCUGCAAGCUAACACUCCCGAGCAAGCAGACCUGAUCAUUAGGAAGAUUACAGCUGAGCCUGACAACGAGGAUGGCAGACCAUACAGCAGCCAGUCUAACAGUUCCGUGUGUGUUAUUCUUUAGUUUCCCUUCGUAAAAAUUCUCGUUAGUUUAAGUUAGUAUCGUGUAGAAUUUAUUUUACCUACGAGUAUUAUGUUAGGUGUAAGUAUUAUGAUCAGAAGAAAGAAUGGCCCCCCAAAAAACUAAAAAGAAAUUUUAAAAGAUAUAAAUUUGCAGUCAUACACUUGCAGAACAAGUAUAUAUCAGUGUUAUAGUCCACACAUGUUUGACCCAAUAACGUUUGCUGUAUAUAUUAGCAUGUAUAAGUCAGACAGACUUGCAAGAAGGUACCAUCACACUGUUUCGUUCUUACAGACAAGGUUUUAUGACUCAAUUGGAAUAUAAUUAUGUACAGUUUCAAUAUAUAUCUUAUUUUUCUCUAUGUAGAUAUUCAGGCUAGUGUAUGGGAGAAUGGGAAUAAAGGUAAUAUGACUAUUGUACAAAAUAAAGUGCACAUACAAAGCAAGUGAGAGAGUAUAAGACUUGCUACAUAUAAUAUGUGUUUAGCACUAUGAGUGACUCUACAUUAUGAUAUAGUACUGUCAGUUGUUCUCAUAAUCUGUUGUUAUUCCCGUGUUGUAAUCUUCAGGAAUGAUGAUAAAAAAAAAUAGUUUCAUAGGAUCACUUCAAAACACAAGAAGAUUUGACGGGAUUAACUCUAUAAGGAUGGAUAUGAAAAUAACAAACUUCAGUCUACGAUAGUGUUAUUAUUGUAUGACUGUAAGUGUGUGGGUAAGAAUGAAAAAAAAA